Penicillium mononematosum is the source of this 525-nucleotide messenger RNA. RefSeq lists its product as uncharacterized. Bases 1 to 525 code for a protein of 174 amino acids. Lineage: Eukaryota; Fungi; Ascomycota; Eurotiomycetes; Eurotiales; Aspergillaceae. The transcript has a single exon. The record is from RefSeq and is a predicted model, not a curated record.
AUGGCCAUCUAUCCUUCAAAACAUGCCGGACCAAGCCAGAUCCGCAGCUACCUGACAGCAGUCUUGACAACGAAACAUGAAUUGUCACUUCCGGAUGCCACUUCAAUGGCAAAUAACUGGAGAUUCGGGCGUGAGCAUGACCUUCGUGAGGCGUCUCAGGACGACUUUCGCCAUCUGUUUGGAGCGAUCGGUCCAUCACUUUACCACAGUGUCAGUGAGGAUAUGGCUGCCGCAUGGCAUUCGACUGUAGCGGGCUCUCUCAGCGUUUUCUUGAUCCUCGGCAUCCCAACUCUCCUUAUUAUCCUAUUAUUCUACCAGUCCAUCCGAAACGACGGCUUUUUGAGCCGGAACUUGCCUUUGGAGUACCUCUUGUGGGUGUCAGGGCCGAUCCUGACUUUGUGCGCCAACCAAGAGAUGAAACAUCACUCUGAAUUGGUCGACGAGAAUCUUGUCUUCCACGGAUGCUUCUUCUGCCUUCUGGAAUUCAUCUUUGCGCUAUCCGUGUUUUCUCUGCAAUUCAUCUGA